This is a messenger RNA of Staurois parvus, 254 nucleotides long. Lineage: Eukaryota; Metazoa; Chordata; Amphibia; Anura; Ranidae. The record is from the annotation of a GenBank genome assembly.
AUGGGGCCCCUGGGCAAUAGGGGAUCAUGGGACCCCUGUGUCCUUGCCCAAACUCAAUCCUAUGAAAAAGGGGCCUAUGAAAGGUACCAGGGGCAUCUCAUGGGGCCCCCUACUGACCCCAGGCCUUCGGGCAGUGCCCGAGUUUCCUAAUGGUCAGUCCGCCCCUGCUAUCUACUGUAUUUACUAAAUGCAACAUCAUCUGUUAUAUUUUGAAAAAAAACUGGGCAUCAUACUGUGUUUGUAUACAUUAAAAU